AUGGAACACAAAGGGGGUAAUUACAGUACUGUCCAGAAAUAACCUAACAAAAACCGCGGUUAACCUAGAUCAGACCUAGGUCAGACCUAGGUCAGACCUAGGUCCAACCUAGGUCCAACCUCGGUGAAACCUCGGUGAAACCUAGGUCAGACCGAGGUCAGACCUCGGUUUGACCGACGUUAACCGCGGUUUGAGUGAGGUCUGACCGAGGUUUAACCGAGGUUGACAAAGUUUUGACCGCGUUUAACCGAAACAAAAACCGCGGUCGACCGUUGGCGAGACAGCACCGCAAUUUGUUCGUCCCGUAAUCGGAAAUUAACGAUCGUUUCCGAAUUUUCGAUUAAGCGUCUAUUUUGAUUUUUCGAAGUUGUCGGUCGCUUACAAAUUUCGAGACAAAUUUUUGUUUUAAAAUGCCGAAAUUGUCCGCGUAUGCUCGAGAGAGAGUUAUUAACCUGUAUUCCUCAGGAGAAAGCGUAACUAAGAUAACAAAAUUACUGCAAGGGGAAGGAAUAAAAGCUUCGAGAUCAGCAGUGAGCUCUUUUCUGUCUCGAUAUCGACGAACUGGCAGCAUUCAAGAUGCGAAGAGAAGUGGCAGAAAAACAAAAUUAAGCAAUGACCAUGUCAAAUUCAUUGACGAUAGAAUGAAAGAAAACGACGAGCUUACAUCGGCAGAGUUGACAGAAAAAUUGUCGAAGGAAUGCCAUGUCGAAGUGUCCGCAACCACUAUUCGUCGGGUCAAACGAAAUGUACUUGGUUGGAAAAGCGAAACUGCUCGUUAUUGCCAAUUUGUCCGCGAACCAAAUAAGAUGAAAAGAUUUAUAUUCGCUUCCAAUGCUUUGCUCAACAAGGACACGUUUGAAGACGUGAUAUUUACCGACGAGACAACUGUUCAAAUUGAACAGUAUGCCAGGAUAUGCUUCCGAAAAGAUGGCAGUCAACCCAAACGAAAAGGACGCCCGAAGCACCCUCUGAAGGUAUGUAAACAUUUUUCAAGUAUAAAAGUAUAUUAUGUAGCAUGGAUCAUUUAGUUAUUUCCCUUCCCCUCUGAAUGCAAGAAAUAUACUGGCCUGUGUCAAUAUGAAGAAAUACAGGUCACCGCCAUGCUAACCUGAAAUUCAGGCCCUAAUUUAGAAUAGGGCCUGACACAAAACCUGUCUAAACCGUGGACGCCCACAUGUUAUUUUUAGACACAGUCAUACAAUAUGAUUGACAAGUGUUGUAGAUUUCAUUGCACGAAAAUAAAUACGAAAAAUAUAAAGAUAUUCAUUUCAUGUUGGAUUAUUUGUUUUUAUAUUCUCAUGAAAAUGUUCGCAGAGUGUGCAUUUUGAUUUUUAAACUUAAAAAUUCAAGGUACUUUUAAGAGUUCAGUUUCUCUAUUUAUUAAUCUAACCGAACAGCAAACAAAGAUUUAGUCAGGUCUGUGCAAGGACUGAAUGCAAAUAGUUUUGUUCUCUGCGAUCUACUUUCCGCAAUAUAGCUCAGAUAUUCAACGCCGAUAGGACCUGAUAAUAAGACUUUCACCGAAGCCAGUUGGCAGAAUGGCAAAGACAUCUUGGGCCUUGGCUGUCAACAACAAAUUUUUAGUAAUUUCGCUGCAGCAUAGAAAACGAUUUUCCUUUAGUUUGAGUAAGAACUGAAAUAUUUUGACAGGAACUAAAAGUUUCGAUCACAUUGAGUUCAAACUCAAAGAGUUCCUGCUCCAUAAACCGGCAGUAUUUUCUCAAAUUUCUGUAUCUUCACUCUUUUAACAAACUACAAAUAAACCCAUGCCAUAUUUAUACCCAAUAUAUGCCAUUGAACCAUAUAAUAACCGUGGAGUAUUUGUUCUUUAAAUUAUAGGUGCAUGUAUGGGGAGGAAUUUCAAAUCGAGGUGCAACUUCUGUUUGCAUUUUUACUGGAAUUAUGGAAAGCAUUGGGUAUCAAACUAUCCUGGAAAGAAAUUUACUUCCAUUUAUAAAAAAGACCUACCCUGAUGGCCAUAGAUUAUGGCAGGACAAUGACCCAAAGCACACAAGUAAUUCUACAAAAGAUUGGUUUAUACGAAACGGAAUUAACCAUUGGAAAGCACCACCUGA
Messenger RNA from Paramuricea clavata, 2075 nucleotides. NCBI's taxonomy places the organism in Eukaryota, Metazoa, Cnidaria, Anthozoa, Malacalcyonacea, Plexauridae. The record is from the annotation of a GenBank genome assembly.